Messenger RNA from Syzygium oleosum, 627 nucleotides. RefSeq names its product ent-kaurenoic acid oxidase-like. The record is from RefSeq and is a predicted model, not a curated record. Gene Ontology annotation, molecular function: ent-kaurenoic acid monooxygenase activity; heme binding; iron ion binding. Gene Ontology annotation, cellular component: endoplasmic reticulum. The transcript has 3 exons. Bases 1 to 627 code for a protein of 208 amino acids. Gene Ontology annotation, biological process: sterol metabolic process; multicellular organism development; brassinosteroid biosynthetic process. NCBI's taxonomy places the organism in Eukaryota, Viridiplantae, Streptophyta, Magnoliopsida, Myrtales, Myrtaceae.
AUGGAGGUGAUUCACGUAGCGAGUGUGGUGGUUGCAGCUUUGGUGUGCGGCUGCGGCCUCGUAUUCGCGCUUCUCAAGAGAGUGAAUGAGUGGGUGUACGGGAGCAGUUUGGGGCGGCAGAGAGCUUCUCUGCUGCCUCCCGGUCACAUGGGCUGGCCCUUGAUCGACCGAAUGUGGACCUUCUUUAGGGCUUUCAAUAACGGCCGUCCUGAUUCCUUCUUGGAUAGCUUCAUCUCCAGAUUUGGGCGUACAUGCAUAUACAGGACCUUCCUAUAUGGAUGUCCAAGCAUCAUUGUAAGCAAUCCUGAGAUGUGCAAGCGUGUGUUGACAAAUGACCAACACUCCGUGCCUGGCUACCGGAAAGCAACCAAAAAGAUAUUUGGCAACAGAUCGUUCCACGGCAUCUCACUCCCGGAGCACAAGCGGCUCCGUCAUUUGACGGUCGCCCCGAUCAACGGCAUGGAGGUGCUCUCUCUGUUCGUCGGCAAGAUCGAGGACAUCCUGGUCACCACCAUGGCGAGAUGGGCUGAGCUGGGGCGGCCAAUUCCGCUCAUGAACGAGAUGAACAAGGUGACUUACAAGGUCAUCUUGGUUUCUGGCCAUACCCAUCAACCUCCCUGGAUUUAA